UCUCUCUCUCUACUUGCACUCCAACAAGUCCAAAGAUAUAUAUAUACAUAUAUAUAUAUAAGAAAAGCUUUGUAUAUUGUGAGGAGAUGUUGAGCCAAGCAAGAGUGGGAUUAUUAUGGGAGGAGCUCUUGAUCAUCAUGGGCCUACUUGGGGUGCAAUGUGUCUUUGGGGUGUACAUGGUGUUCUUGAACCAAAUCCUCGCCCUCGGCGUCGACCCCUUGUUCAUCAUCGCCUUCGGGGGCCUCGCUUCCGCUGUCACCCUCCUCCCCCUCGCCGCCGUCUUCGAGAAGAAGAAAUGGCCUGCAAAGUUGAGCCCAACUCUGAUGGCUAAGUUUGUGAUGUUGGCUUUAGGAGGGGUUACCAUGUUUCAAGCUCUUAUGUUGUUUGGGGUCGAGAAGACGUCGCCAGCGAUCGCCUCCGCCAUGCCCAAUCUUGCUCCUGGCUUCAUCUUCAUCAUUGCAGCUUGCCUCAGGUUAGAGAAGUUUGAGAAGACGUGCAGGUACAGCAGAGCCAAGAUUGUAGGGACCAUGGUGUGCUUGGGUGGGGCCAUAGCUAUGAGCUUCCUCCAAAGCCCUAACACUCACACCUCCCCUGAGGCUACUUCUCUUUUGCAUGAGCACUUGGAGAAUGAGAAUAGCAGCUACAGUGACUGGAUGUUAGGUUGCUUCUACCUUCUUGCAGCAGUAGUUGUCUUAUCUUGCAACACUGUUUUGCAGGCGGCAACAUUGGUCGACUUCCCUGCGCCGUUAUCUUUGUGUGUCAUAACCUCAAUCAUGGGCUCCUUUUUCACUGCAAUUCUUCAAUUCAUCAUCAACGGCAAAUUAUUCAUCGGUUCGACCGAUAUCAGCAUAAUACACAGCAUCGAAUUUGUCAUCGUGGGCGGGACAGUGAUCGGAGGAUGCGUUGCAUUUCAAACAUGGGGUGUUGGUAAGAAGGGGCCAGUGCUUGUCUCUAUUUUCAGCCCUGUCCAAACCGUCUGCUCUGCAGUCGUCUCGGCUCUUCUCCUCAAACAAGUGAUUAGCCUAGGAAGCAUUCUCGGAAUUGUUUUAAUGUUUUCUGGCCUUUACAUCGUCUUGUGGGCGAAGAACAAGGAAAGCUUCGGCACACUUGAAGACGACGAUUUCUCGACGCAGUCCACUGAAGACAUCGAGAAGCCUCUCCUGUCUUAGUAUUUUGCUAUAGUUAGUUAUUAACUUAUUAUUAUGUAAAUUAAAGAAUCUAUAGCCUGUUUGUAAACAACAAACACAAGAAUUCCAAGGAAUUAAAUUUCUAGUUCCUUUUUUCGAA
Ananas comosus (pineapple) is the source of this 1287-nucleotide messenger RNA. Its product is annotated as WAT1-related protein At5g47470-like. Gene Ontology annotation, molecular function: transmembrane transporter activity. The transcript is spliced from 7 exons. Gene Ontology annotation, cellular component: plasma membrane. Lineage: Eukaryota; Viridiplantae; Streptophyta; Magnoliopsida; Poales; Bromeliaceae. Bases 87 to 1169 code for a protein of 360 amino acids. The record is from RefSeq and is a predicted model, not a curated record.